AUGGGUGGUGUCUGCUCAAGGAAGAGAAGUCAAUUGGUGGAUGAAGGUGACUCUCUCCAGACAUCCCCAAGGUUCUCAAAGACCAGCAGCUUAAAAUGGCUGCUGCUUACACUGCCCCGCAGCAGUUCUGAUGUCUCCGGGAAGGGGCAGGGGAAUGAACCUGGGCGGUGCCCGUCCCUCGUGGAGCUCUGUGUGGCUAGAGUCUGCCUGGAUAUCGACAAGUAUUCUACUUUUGCAAUGCUGCCGAGGGAUCUCAGCCAGCAGAUUUUCAAUGAAUUGGUAAAUUCAAACCGUCUUACGGAGGCAUCGCUUCAAAUUUUUAGGGAUUGUGCUCUGCAGGACAUUGGCUUAGGGGAGUACCCUGGAGUAAAUGAUGCUUGGAUGGAAGUAGUGGCAUCUCAAAGGCAGUCAUUGUUGUCGGUUGAUAUUUCUUGCUCUGAAGUAACUGAUAGUGGGAUAGAUCUUAUUAGAGAUUGCUCAAGCAUGCAAAGCUUGGCAUGUAAUUACUGUGAUCAAAUAUCCGAAAAUGGGUUGGUCGUAUUGUCAGGACUGUCAAACCUGACUUCUUUAAGCUUCAAGAGAAGUAAUGCUGUUACUGCUGAAGGAAUGAGAGCCUUUGCAAAUUUAGUUAACUUACUAAAUCUCGACCUUGAAGGUUGCCUAAAGAUUCAUGGUGGCCUUAUUCAUUUAAAAGAUCUGACAAAGCUCGAGUCGUUGAAUAUGAGAUAUUGCAAUUAUAUUGCGGAUUCAGACAUCAAAUAUUUAACAGAUCUUACAAAUUUGAAGGACCUUCAAUUGUCAUGUUGUAAGAUCACAGAUCUGGGGGUGUCGUAUAUCAGAGGCUUGCAGAAGCUCACUCACUUGAACCUAGAGGGCUGCCCAGUGACCGCUUCUUGUUUGGAAGCUAUUUCAGGAUUGUCUUCAUUGGUAUUGUUGAACUUGAACCGUUGUGGUAUAUACGAUGAUGGCUGUGAAUACUUUGAAGGUCUUAAAAAGUUGAAGGUUUUAAACUUGGGGUUUAACUAUAUUACAGAUGCUUGUUUGGUGCAUCUCAAAGGAUUAAUCAGUUUGGAGUCUUUGAACUUGGAUUCGUGCAAGGUUGGAGAUGAUGGUCUAUCACAUCUGAAAGGUCUUGUGCUACUGCAAAGCUUGGAGCUUUCUGAUACAGAAGUUGGAAACAAUGGACUCCAGCAUCUAUCUGGUCUUUGUAAUCUGCAAAGUAUUAAUCUCUCAUUUACUUUGGUCACGGACAUUGGUAUGAAGAAGAUCUCCAUGUUGAAUUCGCUGAAGUCAGUUAACCUUGACAAUCGCCAAAUUACUGAUGUUGGCUUGGCAGCACUUACAAGUCUCACUAGGCUGACUCAUCUUGACCUUUUUGGAGCUCGCAUAACUGACUAUGGCACAAACUGCUUCAGAUAUUUUAAGAAUCUUCGUUCUCUUGAAGUCUGUGGUGGGUUCGUUACUGAUGCUGGAGUGAAGAACAUCAAAGAUCUGAAGGCUCUGACGCUGCUGAAUCUUUCUCAAAAUGUUAAUCUGACAGACAAAACCUUGGAGCUGAUCUCUGGCCUGACUGCUUUGGUCAACUUGAACGUGUCAGACUCGCGGGUGUCCAAUGCUGGUCUCAAACACCUGAAUGACCUGCAGAACCUGCGUUCACUCUCUCUAGACUCCACCCGGGUCACGGCAAACGAGAUGAGGAAGCUCCGAGCAACAAUGCUGCCUAAUCUGAUCAGCAUGCGGCCAGAGUAG
Messenger RNA from Miscanthus lutarioriparius, 1749 nucleotides. The record is from the annotation of a GenBank genome assembly. Lineage: Eukaryota; Viridiplantae; Streptophyta; Magnoliopsida; Poales; Poaceae.